GACGUCAUGCGCGGGACGGGGAGCGCACCCUGAAUGACGUCAUCUGCGUCGGGUGCUGAGGAGAGCGAGCAGCUGUGUGGACACACGUUCGACGCAGAAGGGCCUAAAGCGUUUCACGCACCAGGUAACCUAAAAAAAAAGGAAUGGAGGCAGGACAUUUCGGCUACACCCAAGACUACCUGGACCGCUUCAUCCAGAGCCAGGACUCGUCCGUGGUGAACAAGUUCCAGCAGAGGUACUGGAAGACCAAGCAGACGCUCAUCAAGGUCACCGGCAAGAAAGAGGACGAACAUGUGGUGGCGUCGGACGCCGACCUGGACGGCAAGCUGGAGGUGUUCCACUCCAUCCAGAGAACAUGCAUGGAGCUGCUGAAGGUCAUCGAGCAGUACCAGAGGAGGAUCUGCUUCCUCUCCCAGGAGGAGAACGAACUGGGUCGUUUCCUGCGCUCCCAGGGCUCCCAGGACAAAACCAGGGCUGGAAAGAUCAUGCAGGCCACGGGCAAAGCACUCUGCUUCUCCUCCCAACAGAGACUCGCUCUGAGGAACCCGCUGUGCCGCCUGUACCAGGAGGUGGAGACGUUUCGCUACCGGGCCAUCUCGGACACGUGGCUGACGGUGAACCGGAUGGAGCAGUCCAGGACGGAAUACCGCGGGGCGCUGCUCUGGAUGAAGGACGUGUCGCAGGAGCUGGAUCCGGAUACCCACAAACAGAUGGAGAAAUUUCGCAAGGUUCAGGCUCAGGUGCGCACAACCAAAACAAGCUUCGACAAACUGAAGAAUGACGUUUGCCAGAAGGUGGACCUGCUGGGAGCCAGUCGCUGCAACCUGCUCUCCCACGUUUUAACCACAUAUCAGACGACACUUUUGCACUUCUGGGAGAAGACGUCCCGCACCAUGGCGGCCAUCCACGAGAGCUUCAAGGGCUGUCCCCAGUACGAGUUCUCCGCUCUCACGACAUUAAAAGGCCCCGUGGACAAGCUGGCUAAGAAGAAAGGGAAGAAGAAACUUAGAGCAGAGGUGGAGGAGGGAAAGAAAGAGUCCCCAGAUGAGCAACUCAUCUCACUCGUGAAUGAAAACACCAGCAGUACCACCAGAGAAGGGGCUGGAGACCAUCUCUCUGCGUGUCCGGAGUUAGAGGGGGAGGAGAAAGACAGCAUGGCCUUACUGAACGAGAUCCUGGGCAGCACGUCAGUGGAGGACAGCGACUUCUCGCGAGAGUGGACGGAGGUGUUCGGAGACACAGAGGACGGGGCGAGCACGGCGCCGGGGAGACCGGCCGAGGCCCAGCGGAUGGAAAGCUCCUUCUUUCUACCGUCACAGCUGUGGGACCAGAGCUUGAGUGACCAACGGUCGACCCUCUCAGAUUUGGCCGGCGCGGCUCCACCGCCCGGCGCCUGGGCGAAGGACCCCUCACCUGGAGCCAAUCAGAACCCCAGUAAGCCAGCAGUGAAGGAGAAAGACCUCUCGGCGUGGUUCAACCUGUUCGCCGAUUUGGACCCACUCUCCAAUCCAGACGCCGUCGGCAAAACUGGCCGAGAGCACGAACUUCACAACGCGUAGUACUGCCUCAUCGUCACGGCGAUCUGAGAUGGGUACCUGUGAUGGAUGGAGGGUGCGGCAGCAUAAAGCGAUCUAGCAGACAAACAUAGCUUAUGUCUGUUGGCUCACUUGAGUUUAGCACCAACACCAAAGUAAGUCUGGAAGAAGAAGCCUUUGACAUUAGCUGCCUUGAAAAUACGUACUCAAGUAGCAUUCAUAUUUUAUUUCUGAUUCUCAUGACAGAACGUUGCACAAAAAGCAAAACGAAAGCCAACAUGACAAAAGAUCACAUGCACUGGUUUGUAUUGACGAAAUGCUGCAACAUGUUGAGGAAAGUAUUUCUGCCGUUGCUACGAUACUUUAAGCACGGAUCAGAAUUAAAGGCAACGAUGCCACACCACAUUUAAACAGGUCUCCGUUCUACGAUUUAUGCUUUUCGAUGUUCGCUACAUGCUGUAUUUUUAAAUACAUUUAAAAAAAAUUCACACAUCAUUACCAUUACUGCCUGUUGCAUGCUUUAUGUUCCCAGGUAAAUGUGUGACAGAAUGAACGAUGCAUUUAUCAGUGUAAUGUUUUUGUAUGUAUUUUGCCCAGUUACUGGCUUUCAGGGAAAAAUAUGCAGUUUUCAGUAGAUUUUGUUGCAACCUCGUCAAAAUAAAAUGUUAUACUGAUUGACAAUUAUGCAUGAUUUGAAUAAAACCUGUGUAAACGCCUUAAUCAAAUUACAAAUCAAAAAUAUAGAACCACAUAAUUAUUGAAUAAAUUCUAAAGUACAUUUAUAUUAUUAAAAUCUAGCCUUGUUUCAUGUGACGUUUGUUAAUAUUUAGUCAUAACCAAAUACAUUGAUUGCCUUACCAUGACCCCUAUUUAUACAUGAAUGCUAUGCUUCUGAAUACUGGUAUUUUUUUUGUCGCUGUAUCUGUCUAUGAUCUUCGAAAAGAUUACAUACCAAUUCAAAAACA
Messenger RNA from Gasterosteus aculeatus aculeatus (three-spined stickleback), 2500 nucleotides. It is a transcript of the gene ica1, whose product is annotated as islet cell autoantigen 1. Gene Ontology annotation, molecular function: protein domain specific binding. NCBI's taxonomy places the organism in Eukaryota, Metazoa, Chordata, Actinopteri, Perciformes, Gasterosteidae. Gene Ontology annotation, biological process: regulation of transport. The record is from RefSeq and is a predicted model, not a curated record. Gene Ontology annotation, cellular component: Golgi apparatus.